Asterias rubens (European starfish) is the source of this 2520-nucleotide messenger RNA. RefSeq names its product vesicle-trafficking protein SEC22b-like. Gene Ontology annotation, molecular function: SNAP receptor activity. The record is from RefSeq and is a predicted model, not a curated record. Gene Ontology annotation, biological process: retrograde vesicle-mediated transport, Golgi to endoplasmic reticulum; vesicle fusion with Golgi apparatus; endoplasmic reticulum to Golgi vesicle-mediated transport. NCBI's taxonomy places the organism in Eukaryota, Metazoa, Echinodermata, Asteroidea, Forcipulatida, Asteriidae. Gene Ontology annotation, cellular component: SNARE complex; ER to Golgi transport vesicle membrane; endoplasmic reticulum-Golgi intermediate compartment. The transcript has 5 exons. The coding region runs from base 129 to 776 and encodes 215 amino acids.
CAAGCUGAGGUUACUAGAGCCACGUCGUUCAUUCAAGUUUCAAUGCGCAAUUAUUUUUAAUGUGAGUUUCUGUCACAGAAUUGCACAUUCCUUGAAAAGUAAAACAUUUUCAACCGAAAUAUUUCGCCAUGGUGCUGAUAACGAUGAUAGCCAGGCUAGCGGAUGGUCUUCCGCUAGCUGCUUCGAUGCAGGAAGACGAACAGUCUGGCAGGAGUUUUAUGGAUUACCAAAAUCAAGCUAAGAUGCUGUUCAAGAAGCUCAACCAACAGUCUCCCUCCAAGUGCAGUAUAGAAAGUAACCCAAUGGUAUUCCACUAUAUGAUUGAGGUUGGUGUAGUGUACUUAGUGUUAUGUGAAAAGCAGUACGCUAAGCGAUUGGCAUUCGCUUACCUGGAGGAGCUGCAUCAAGAAUUCUACACACAGUACAGUAAAAGGGUCAGCACCGUCACCAGACCAUAUUCAUUCAUCGAGUUUGAUACUUUUAUCCAGAAACUGAAGAAAUCCUACACAGAUACCAGAGCGAGACGGAACAUAAGCAACAUUAACACAGAGCUACAGGAUGUACAGAGGAUUAUGGUCCAGAAUAUUGAUGAUGUCAUGCAGAGAGGGGUAGCUAUUUCAGUUUUAGACGACAAAGCCAGCAAUCUUUCCUCUCUGUCCAAGAAGUACAAGCAAGAUGCAAAAUACCUAAACCAGAGAUCCAGAAACGCAAAGAUAGCCGCUGUUGUUAUAUUACUCGCAGUUUUUCUCAUUUAUCUCAGAUAUUGGUGGUUCUAGAGUUCUUAUUUAAAGGCAUUGGACACAAUUGGUAAUUGUCAAAGCCCAGUAUUCUCACUUGGUGUAUCCCAACAUAAAAGAACAAACCUGUGACAAUUUUGACCCAAUUGGUCAUAAAAUUUGCCAGAGAAUAUUGAAAGAAAAAACACCUUUGUUGCAUUACUUUGUUUGAGUGAAAAAUGACCUCUUUCUCAAAAACUUCAGUAGGAGCAGAUUCUCACAAUGCUUCAUACUACCAACAGCUCUCAAUUGCUCGUUCCCAGGUAAUUGUUUAUGCUAACAAUUAUUUUGAAUAAUUACCAAUAGUUUCCAGUGCCUUUAAGCAUGUUAUAUUUUCCAAGAAAGCUAUUACUUGCACAAAUUAUGUUAGUGUGUUAUGGGCAGCAUCGUUUAUAAUUAUGUUUUCAGCAGGGGGACUCAAAGUUUGUGCAGGUUAUACGUUUCUUGGUUUACUUUAUGAUAAUGUAUAUGUGUAAAUAUUAUAAUCUCUUAAUAUUAACAAAUGUUCAAAGAAAUCCAUAAGUGGAAAUUUGAAAAGACUAAUUCAAUGUUCUUAUAAGAACCAUAUCUGCUUAAUCAAAUUAACAGAGAUUACAUAAAACUACAUGUAUUUAUUGUGUCGGUUGAUCAGCGACUUGAUAGUUCAGAAUUUUAUCUGAAUUCAGACCUUUUAAAGUCUACCCAGUAAUUAAGAUUUCUCUAAAGUAAGUCAUGCUCUGCUGUUCUCAAAAGCUCCUUGGAAUUUACAAUUCCAGGGGUUACCAAAAGGUGGAAUUUCCAUCGCUUCAAUGUUCCUCCGAAGAGUUUUAGACUAUUAUUUCAGCAAAGUCUCACAUCCCUGGUUUAUCUAAACCAAUAUUGAUGCUCAACCGUGCCACGCUUACAAUUCCACUCAUUCUCAUUGGUCAAAUCUUUUUUUUAAGCACUAAAAUGAUUGGUGGAUUUGGUACCUUAUUUAAACUAUUGGGCCAAUAAAAAUCAUUCCUGAAAAUCUGUUGUCAUUGUCUUUCUAUGAGCUAUUCUUUCUGCUAUUCAUUCUUGAGCCCACACAAACACCCAAGUAAAUAAAAGUGUCCACCAGUUGAAACUGUGGAGCUUAUCAAAAAUGAGAUCCAGGUGAUUUUACAGAACAUCCUCACUUUGCUUGAACGUUUAAAGAAAAAGUUGUGAAGUCCAAACAAUUGGAGAACAAAGAGAGGUUUUUGAUGGACAAAGUUGACAAAUGUGUACCUGUCAUCAAGAUCGUAACCUAUAAAUCAAGGGAGUUCUUUAAACCCAGGGUGUGGCAAGAACAUACAAGGCUUCAAGUGUAUUUUGGGCUUGGGUCAUUUUAAACUAUUAUUUUUAUUACAUCUACUAUUUAUAUUAUUAGUAUUUUUUUUCUCAAUCUUACUUUUUAAUGUGAACUUAAAAAAAAAAAAAGUUUUUUUAAUGCAGACUCCAGUAUUUUUGAUUUUACUAUGGUCGUGAUUUAAUCAACUGACUUUGCCUCUGGGUCCAGCGUCGAUGUAGAAAUAAAAAACAUUACUGCUAAAGAAUUAAAUAAAAAAAUCAGAAAUAAUAAUUUUUAGCAACCUCUCAGAAUUGUUUUCCCAUUAUUUUAUUCAUAUACAUUUUCUUCACAUAAUUAAACAAUUCUUGCAACAACUCAACAAAUAACUGGCCUUUGCUAUGGGGUCUAUUUGGAAACUUUUUAGGUGAAAUUGUCGAGCCUGGAAUUUCAUCUUUCAGGGGGGCUAGGCAA